AUGGCGCAACCAACCGUCCGCUCCGCUUAUGACCCCAAGAGCAUGAAGUUCCGCUACCUGGGCCCCACCGGUCUCCAGGUCUCGGUCUUCUCCCUCGGUGGCUGGCUCACCUACGGAGGCACCCAGAAGGGCUCCAUUGUCAAGGAGAUCCUGCAGACGGCUUGGGACCAUGGCAUCCAAACAUUCGACACCGCCGAGAUCUACGCCAACGGUGCCUGCGAGGUCGAGAUGGGCACCGCCCUCAAGGAGCUCGACUGGCCCCGCGACGAGUAUGUCCUGAUCACCAAGGUCUUCUUCGGCACCGGGCGCAAGGAGCCCAACACUCGCGGCCUCUCGCGAAAGCACGUCAUCGAGGGCCUCAAGUCCAGCCUGCAGCGCCUGCAAACCCCCUACGUCGAUGUCGUCUUCGCCCACCGCCCCGACGUCGGCACCCCCCUCCUGGAGAUCGUCGAGGGCUUCACACAAGCCAUCCGCAACCUCAACCUCGCCUACUACUGGGGCACGAGCGAGUGGAGCGCCCAGCAGAUCGCCGAGGCCACCAGGCUCGCCGAGAAGCACAACCUUAUCGCCCCCAUCGCCGAGCAGCCCCAGUACAACGCCUUCCAUCGCGAGCGCUUCGAGGUCGAGUUUAAGCCCCUGUUUGACCAGUUCAACUACGGUACAACCAUCUGGAGCCCCCUCGCCAGCGGCCUGCUGACCGGCAAGUACAACGACGGCAUCCCCGAGGGCUCGCGCUUCGCCACCAACAAGGACUUCUUCGAGAACACGGUCAAGAGCCUGCAGACGGACGAGGGCAAGGCCAAGAUCGAGAAGGUCAAGAAGCUGACCAAGAUCGCGGAGAAGCUGGGCGGCAACACGUCGCAGCUCGCCCUCGCCUGGGCCGCCAGCAACCCCAACGUCAGCACCGUCAUCCUCGGCGCCACCAAGAUCGAGCAGAUCAACGACAACAUCAAGGCGCUGGCCCUGCUGGACAAGCUGACGCCCGAGGUCAAGGAGGAGAUCGAGGCGGUGCUGGACAACAAGCCCAAGCCCACGGCCACGUUCAACCGAGAGAGGUGA
Messenger RNA from Diaporthe citri, 1059 nucleotides. RefSeq lists its product as uncharacterized. The transcript is spliced from 2 exons. Bases 1 to 1059 code for a protein of 352 amino acids. The record is from RefSeq and is a predicted model, not a curated record. NCBI's taxonomy places the organism in Eukaryota, Fungi, Ascomycota, Sordariomycetes, Diaporthales, Diaporthaceae.